This is a messenger RNA of Phytophthora infestans T30-4, 540 nucleotides long. RefSeq lists its product as uncharacterized. Gene Ontology annotation, biological process: mRNA splicing, via spliceosome. The record is from RefSeq and is a predicted model, not a curated record. Gene Ontology annotation, cellular component: nucleus. The transcript has 4 exons. Gene Ontology annotation, molecular function: RNA binding. NCBI's taxonomy places the organism in Eukaryota, Oomycota, Peronosporomycetes, Peronosporales, Peronosporaceae. The coding region runs from base 1 to 540 and encodes 179 amino acids.
AUGAACGCCUUCGAGACGAGGCCUCUGGUACUGCAGCAUCGAGCUGUGAACGUCGGCUACACGGAUGGCUUCCGUCGGCGUUCACCAGAUGACUCGAACCGACCUCAUGACCAGCGUCAGUGGCAACCGCGACCAGACUGGAUUUGCGACGAGUGCAAUGUGACCAAUUUCGGUCGACGAACAAGUUGCUUCCAGUGCAAUGCACCCAAAACGGCUCAAACGAAGGAGAUCCCAGUGAAUUCAGUAUUUCGUCAAGAGCAGAUGCGUAAUCGUAAUGAUUCUCAUUAUGGAGGGGAGUCGGCAAACCCUAUGGCAUCUCAAGGUGCUCCACCAAGAGAUGAGAUGGAUACACACAGACGACAUACCGCUGCGUCUCGCGUGCUCGUGGUGCGCAUGCUCCCUCCAGAUAUCGAGGAAGGCGAGCUCCACGUGGCUUUCGCCGAGUUUGACGGCGUACAAGACAUCCGACUUAUUCGAGACCGCACGACGAAUCUGUCGCGAGGGUUUGGCUUCGUCGAGUUCCGCGAUAUUGACGUAUGA